GAGCGUGCGUGCAGUGCGCGCGCUUCUGAGUGUGUGAGGAGAGGGAGAAGAGACCAGGAGGAGUGGAGAACAGAACGGAGAGCAUUCAUGCACACAGCUUUAAAUUGCCUUUCAACACAGACACGCGCAAUGCAAAAGGCGAUGCUAUAUACGAAAAGGGAGAGCAAUGCCCUUACCGGUCGUUUCAGCAAUAAUAAUAUAGCACGCGCCCAUUAUAAAAGUAACUGAUAUCGCGUAAAAACAGGGAAACGGAACCGGGGAGAGAGAGCAGCGGCGAACUAUGCACCGAUGAUGAUUUCUGCCAGAAAAACUCCGGAGAAGAGUCGCUAUCACCUGCAUUAUCUGGUGUGGCAUAACAAACACCGGCAGCUGGAGAAAGAGCUCUCAGCGCGCGAGCAGGUUGAUUUAGAAGUGUUGGACCCACGGGGUCGGACUCCUUUGCACCUGGCCGUGACACUGGCCCAUUUAGAGUGCGCCCGUCUGUUAGUCCAGCAUGGAGCCGAUGUCAGCAGAGAAAACAGAAAUGGCUGGACAGUGUUGCAGGAGGCCAUCAGCACACGUAACCCGGAGAUGGUGCGGUUGGUGCUGCGUUACCGUGACUACCAACGCAACACUAAGAGACUGGCGGGGAUCCCGUGCCUGCUAGAGAGACUCCGACAGGCGCAGGACUUUUACGUGGAGAUGAAAUGGGAGUUUACGAGUUGGGUUCCGCUCGUGUCUCGUAUCUGUCCGAGUGACACAUAUCGGGUAUGGAAGAGUGGUCAGUGUUUGCGGGUGGACACGACACUCAUGGGAUUUGAGCAAAUGACCUGGCAAAGAGGCAAUCGCAGCUUCAUAUUCAGGGGUCAAGACUCCAGUGCUAUGGUAAUGGAAGUGGAUCAUGACAGACAGCUAGUGUUUUGUGAGACGCUGCCGUGCCUCUCUUCCUCUCCCGCCUCGCCCUCCACCAGGCCAUGCACAACUGCUUUGAAUCUUCUGGGGGCGCUGCAACCCAGCGACGAACAGGUGGCGGCCCGUCUAUCCACUCCCGUGGUGGCCACACAGGUAGACACAAGGAACAUCUCCUUUGAGAGGAAUAAAACGGGCAUUCUUGGCUGGCGUAGUGAGAAAACGGAGGUGGUGAAUGGGUACGAAGCAAAGGUUUACUGUGCUUCUAAUGUUGAGCUAAUCACACGAACACGUACUGACCAUCUCACCGACCAGCACAAAACAAAACCUAAAGGCGGCAAGACUCCUCUGCAAUCCUUCCUGGGUAUCGCUGAACAGCACAUAGGGCCUAACAAUGGACACACUAUGGUGACUCAGAUAUCAUGCCCUGCAACGAAGCCUUUGGCCGUGACGGCUGAGGAGUACUUUAAUCCCAACAUGAGUCAGAGAGACAUUGGCCAGCCCUGUCACCUCACCACCAAAACACAAAGGUUCAAAGCCAAGAUGUGGUUGUGUGAAUCACACCCUUUAUCUCUGUCGGAGCAGGUAGCUCCUAUCAUCGACCUCAUGGCCAUCUCCAAUACACUGUUCGCCAAGCUUAGGGACUUCAUCACCUUACGCCUACCUCCUGGCUUUCCUGUCAAGAUAGAAAUUCCUAUCUACCACAUCCUGAAUGCUCGCAUCACCUUUGGGAACCUGAAUGGUUGCGAAGAGGGUGGGUUGCCCAGAGUGGAUAAUGAAGGGGACGGACAGAAGGACAGCCCCAGGACGGAGACGCCAUCACCAGGCAGUGACUCUUCCAGCGUGUCCAGCUCCAGCUCCACACACUCAUGUCGUGGAGGAGAGAUCCCACCUUGUGUGUUUGAGGCUCCGCGAGGCUACAGCAUUUUAGGAGGGAACCAGCGGGUGAACAUUAGAGAAGAGGAGGAUGAUCUGCUACAGUACGCCAUCCAGCAGAGCCUGAUAGAGGCUGGAUCAGAAUAUGACCAGGUGACGAUCUGGGAGGCUUUGACCAACAGUAAACCAGGAACACACACUCUGUCCUGUGACCCCAGCCGGCACGAAAGAACCCCACAGCACAAACCCCACCCCGUGGAGAGCCCUCGCAGCACACCAACCAAUAAGCCACCACGAAGCUACGACGAGCAGCUGCGUCUAGCCAUGGCGCUGUCCGCUCGUGAACAAGAAGAGGCAGAGCUACGUCAAAGACGAGAGGAAGAGGAACUGCAGCGUAUCAUAAAGCUGUCACUCAUGGAGAAGUGAUGGGGCUAGUGGGAACCGAGGGGUGGGAGAGCAUGUCUAGGGAUCUGGAACUUACUAUGAUUGGCCGCUCCCAAACGCCCCACCCUCUUCUUCCAAAGAACUGGAUACACUAGGCCACUCUCUGGUCCAGUCGUUCAGAAUCACAGAGAAACCUCUGUAAUCACUGCAAGUUUACAAACACAAAGUACCAAACUCAUGGCAAGCCACUGGCUGAUCAGAACCAGUCUGGUCUCCUAAUGUGUGAAUGUGCAUUUAUGACUAAAACAGUCCACACUGCGUAUUUUGGCGUCGUUUCUAAAAGCCAUCAUCCGAGCACUCACCCGAGUUCCCACAGACUCACCCGUAGGUGUGACGUCUGGGGGAUUCUUGUCACUUUUUUCAGUUUGAUGUUUUGAACGUACAGAACUUUAGUUUGGUUGUUAAUACACUUCAGAUUCACUGCACUUGGAUUGAGGAGCCAUGAUGUCUCCAAAUAGAAAGAGAGAGGGCGCUUACACACAAGAGUUCAUGCUGCAACUCCAUCAGUCUUGAUGGGAAUGCUGCAUUCAAAAAACGCAGAAGAAAACACAUAGAUUUGCAAAAGUGACACUUCCAUUAUACAACCAAAGUUGUUUAAUUACAACUUUUGGUUAAUGUCAUUGUGUAAAUCGCUGAAAUUUGAGGAUCUCAGACAGGAGGGUCUUCAAAAAUGUAUUUUGAUGUAUUCCCAUUUGAUUUUGAACUAAAGAACUUUUCACAUUGGCGUGAACGUUUAGCAUGAAAAUCCAUGAGUUUUGUGAACAAUUUUGUCUGUUCAGACCAAUGCAAAAAAAUAAAAAUAAAAUGCAUUAAGUGAAAAUGAAAGUAGGUAGUGAUAAUGGAAAAGAAGAAAUAACUGGGUAUAGGGGAGUAGUGAUGCGUAAUUUAGCCUUUUCGACAACUGCUUGUCAUGGAUGUUUUAGAGAAGGUGCUCACUGCUUGACUUCAAGCUCCACUUCUCUGGGUGUAAUGGGUGGGACUUUGAGGUCUAACCACACCCUAACCCUAAACAUAACUAGGUCAAGCUCCACCCAUUUGACCCUGCAGUGACCACUGCUUGGAGAUUUAUGCAACCGCAGUGGCUUCAGGCACAUUACCAAAAGCGUGAAUCUUGGUUGGCCAUAGUAGCAUAAUGAAAAGGUGCAAUCCUGUCCAUACACUUUUCUAGUGUGUAAGCGCCCUAAAGUGACCGCCAAACCUGCGUUAUGACAGAAGGUUGGCAGCAACUCUCUGUGCACUGUUAACGGCAUGAUUUUUAAUUAUUAACCAGAUUGAUAAUUCAAGCACUGGAGAAAUUAUUGUACGUUAAUGGUACACUUGACAGUUAAUAAGAAUGAACAAAACAAGCCAUUUUCAGGUACAUGUAGUGUAUGACUAAAUGAUUCCUUUGAAUCUGAAUCAAAUACUCAUUGCAAUAUUCAUUAUUUGUGUCCUAAAUGCACUUUUCACAAAAAUAACACAUUAUUCGCAUACUACACAGUGUGUGCUCUACUUCAAAUGGUGCUAAGUUGAUCUUUCAUAUUGACUUGUGGGUAACGUUCAUCAGUGUAAUUGUCACGACAUGCAUACAUCCGUCUGUUCAAUCACUCGACAACAACGUUUCUUUCCUGGCCUCCAUUUAGUGCUUCCUUCAACAUUACCAUCAGAGCUCAUUGUCUCAUGACUGGAACACCUGCGGUAGCUAAUCAAAAGUCUAAUCGUGCUUUCAUAAGGGGUGCCAGUUCUGGAAUAAAACAUGAAAGGAGGAAUCACUCACAGAUAUAAUGCCCUGAGCGAAGACGAAGCGGAAAGUUUUAUUGGAGAAUCUUAAAAUAGAUCUUUCUCAGAUUUAUUCUGGGCCUGAGUGACGUGCCCUCAGGGUUUGAUGUUAUCAGGUGAAUCUGAAAAACAAAUUAGGAAACAUGGCCAUACUCAACAUCUGAAAAGCUUCAACGUUUAAGCACAAGGGAUUAAGCGUCAGUUUUCAAAGGAAACGGAUCUGAUGAAGGUGUCUGGAGACAGAGCUCCUAAAAAACACGUAGGUGUGAUCUUAUGAUUGUGCGACUCGUGAAUGCUGGGUUCAGUCGUUAAGAGAUGCUUGAUAUGACUCAAUGUUUUAGUAAAACAUAUUAUAAGAGCACUAUUUAUAUUUAACCUUUUUUUUUUAAUUUGAUGACUUGGUUGAUGCUGUGGUUUGUGUGGAGUGCUGCUGUUGUGUUUGUAUGUGACUGAAAUAUAUUGUUCACAUUUGUAACUUAAAGGCAUUCUGAAUAAAGGAUGAUAUCUAAAUUAACAUGAAUUUCAA
This is a messenger RNA of Cyprinus carpio (common carp), 4492 nucleotides long. RefSeq names its product ankyrin repeat domain-containing protein 13B-like. Gene Ontology annotation, molecular function: protein binding. Lineage: Eukaryota; Metazoa; Chordata; Actinopteri; Cypriniformes; Cyprinidae. The record is from RefSeq and is a predicted model, not a curated record. Gene Ontology annotation, cellular component: cytoplasm.